Molecule: messenger RNA, 396 nt
Organism: Peronospora matthiolae
Lineage: Eukaryota; Oomycota; Peronosporomycetes; Peronosporales; Peronosporaceae
Source: the annotation of a GenBank genome assembly
AUGGUAGAGUUUGCCAUUAACAACUCGGUGCAUGCGUCCACGACCCAUACACCGUUUUACGUGAAUGGCUUACACCAUCCGCGUGUACCCACCUUACUCGAGUGUAACUCUGGUUCAAAGGGGGGAGGGACUCGCGCGAGCAAAAAACGAUUUGGUUCACGCUCAUCACGCUCUGACGAAGAGGUCAUUGCGUUUGAUGCCGACAUCUAUAACAUCGAUAUCGAAGAAGAUGAUGCCAGUGAGAGUGCGGAAGCCCUCACUGAAGAAAAGGUUGAUUUUGCUGCAGUGCACUCACAGCGCACUGAAGCUAACGAGUCAGCAGAUGAAUCCAUACUGGCUCGUGAAACGGUAGUCCGUUUUGUGCAAGACUCCAUCGCCGAAGCGGUGGAUAAGUAA